This is a messenger RNA of Clavispora lusitaniae ATCC 42720, 1677 nucleotides long. It is a transcript of the gene DOT6, whose product is annotated as Dot6p. NCBI's taxonomy places the organism in Eukaryota, Fungi, Ascomycota, Pichiomycetes, Serinales, Metschnikowiaceae. The record is from RefSeq and is a predicted model, not a curated record.
AUGAUCAUCACCACACGACUCGACGUACCCACACCCAAUCUCGGCACUGACCGCUUACACAGCCGUACAUUCGAUUCCAUACUGCUGGCGCUCAAAAACAACAUGGCGAACGAGUCUAGCGAUCCUACGCCUUCGGCAUCCCCUCCGUCAAAGAACUUUCUGAGGACCCCAACUUCGUGGGACGCACUGGAUGAUGUGCUCUUGAUGCACUUGAAGGACAAUCAGAAGCUCGGGUGGAAGGAAAUCGCGUCCCAUUUCCACAACAGGACGCCCAAUGCGUGUCAGUUUCGCUGGCGGCGUUUAAAAAGCGGGAACUUGAAGAAUCCUCCGAAGAGUGCCGCCGCGAUUGGUAGCCUCGCGGCAACGUCCAUAACGGAGACCCCAAGCCCUUCUCAAGGACCCGGUUCUCCAGCAGGCCUGGCGCCCAAAAAAGCCCCCAAACGACGCAAAUCUGAGACACCCACUUCAUCAUUGGCACCGGUGUACUCUCCUUUAGCCAACACAACCUUCACUGGAUAUGACACGGUGUCGACGGCGCUUGCCGGUUUGAGCGCUUUGUCGUCAACCCUGGGUGCAUCUGUAGGAUCACAACAAAGUGGACUUAUCAACACCACGUCACACCCCCAGACUUUUGACAAUCUGCCCAAACUGGAUGUGGCGUUAGACCCUCAAACACACAGCGCAGCAGCCGCUGGCACAUCUGGAGGCUACUUCACUGACAUUUCCGUGGAUCCUACGCUGAACUUGCCUCAUAAUAGGCCGCAUCCAGUGCCGAUGUCACUGGGAUUGACGCCUCGGUCAUCCAACGUUGACCAGCACACAAUGCCAAUCCAUAAUAAUUCCAUCAUUCAAAUAGUUCGUGAUGAUCGCACAUCUGUGUCGCUGCAACUGCGGCAUUCCAUGCUGAGUCUCCCCUCAAACUCCAUGAACAUUCCGCAUCACCAGCUGAACAACAAUGCGUUGGCCCACUUGCCAGUAUUGUUUGGUGGUAACAGCAUCAGCGGGCCUUCAAGGAACACUUCCAUAUCAGGACCUACGGGGCUCCCACAUUUAGCGUCCACUCUCUCCAGCAUCAGAAAUGGCUCCAUUGUCGGUCCUCCUCAAGCAUAUUUGCGUCGUCUGUCAAUGCUGGUGGUACACACGGAGAGAAGAGGUUCUGAAAAAGAUGUCAAGAACGAAAAAUCUAAGGUAAAGGAACAAGAAAAUGAAAAAGAAUCGAGCGAAAGACUGGAAACCCCCAAAAAAUCAGCUUCAACUCAGCCAAUUUUCAAGUUGCCCUGGUCCAUGGAGGAAGACGAGUUGUUGAUCAAUAGGCGACGGAAGGAGUUAUCUUUUGCCGAGCUUUCUAUUUUACUUCCCCAACGUACUGAAGGAGAAAUAUGGGCGAGAAUCGAUGCAUUAGAGCGUCUUCGUAACGGUCAUCGUGCACUGAUGUCUCGAGAAAAUCGCAGGCGCCGGCAAUCUCUGUUGGGAUUGGAUGACGUUGACGAUUUCUAUUCGGAAGUCGAUUCAGUUAUAGGAGCAAUUGAUAGUGACGAGGAUGAUGAGGAUGAAGAUGCACUUUUGGAUGUUGAUGACAGUAUACCGGGCCAGAUGAAGAGAGCGAGAAAACGACGGGCGUCUUCGGCUGUUAACCCGCUAAGUGUUCGUGAUAACAUAAGGCGCCGGCUCCACUAG